Equus caballus (horse) is the source of this 3304-nucleotide messenger RNA. The record is from RefSeq and is a predicted model, not a curated record. Lineage: Eukaryota; Metazoa; Chordata; Mammalia; Perissodactyla; Equidae.
CCUGGGCCACCAAAGCAGAACGUGUGCACUUAACCGUUGUGUCACCAGGCCAGCCCCUCAGUGCACAUUCUUGGUAAUGCCUGAAGUGUUGGAAGGCUGGGAUGCAGAGAGGCUUGUGUCAGAGCAAGAGUGGGCACUCUGAGUGGAGGGGUGGUUUAUAUUUCAGUAGCUACUGAGGACAUAUGAUUAGAGCAAAUGAAGGUACCAGUAAGGAGAAGAAUUGUACAUGAAUUGAGCUGGAUCCUAGAAAGAGACAAGAUCAUCCAGUGACCAGGCGUAGAAGGAGAAAAUUAGGAGGAGAAAGUAGAAAUAAGAGGGGGUGCUGAGUGUCAAGGGACAUUUCUGAAGAUUGUGAAGGGAAGUGGAGAUGUGAAAGUACCAUUCCACAAACCAAGGAUGGAAAGAGAGCAAAAGGAAGUGGCAUGAAGGAAAACUGCAGGCAAAAGGCAAAAUCAUUGAAAGGCAGCAGAGAGACAUGUAACAUGGAGAGAGCAACACUAUCCUUGUACCCCACAUCAUCCAAUGAGGCAUUUAUUUCCCAAUAGAUCUCCUCUCCUCUGGUCUGUUUCUACUAGUCCUAUGUUUACAAAAAAUGACUUUCCUUGUAGUUGACUAACAUUCCUGAUGAUUCCCCAUUGUCUGUCAGAUAAACCCUAGAGUCCAUAACAGUCCUUCAAGAAUUGGUACUAGACUCUAUCUCCAGGUUUAUCUUUGUGAUUCUCUGGUUUACUCCAGCUACAGAUGGAUGAAUUUUUAUAGCUUUGUAUACUCUGCUGCCUUUUUGGAAUGCUCUUCCCUUUUUAUACAUGUAACUAACUCCUAUUCAUUUGUCAAUUUGCAACUCGCAAGCUUUUCAGAUAUGCAAGGGAUUAUUAUGUAAUUCACCCAAUGAAUGAAGGAGUCUUUUAUUUUGUAUUUUCAGAUCACUCCACUCAAUUACUGCCUCCUGGUGGUGACCAUAUGGCUAACACAUACAAUGUGACUGAAUUCAUUUUUCUGGGACUUUCUCCUAAUCAGGAGGUGCAGACUGUUUGCUUUGCGCUAUUUCUGCUCUUGUACACAGCAAUUGUGCUGGGGAAUCUCCUCAUUGUGCUCACUGUCAUGACCAGCAGAAGUCUUGGUUCCCCCUUGUACUUCUUCCUCAGCUGCCUGUCCUUCGUGGAGAUCUGCUACUCCUCUACUUCAGCCCCCAAACUCAUCUCAGAUUUGCUGGCUGAAAGGAAAGCCAUACCUCUGUGGGGCUGCAUGACACAGAUUUUCAUCAUCCACUUCUUUGGUGGCACUGAGAUGUUCCUGCUCACUGUGAUGGCCUAUGACCGUUACGUGGCCAUCUGUAAGCCUCUGAACUACACUACCAUCAUGAACCGGCAGGUGUGUGCUAUCCUGGUUGGAGCAGCAUGGGUGGGGGGCUUUGUGCAUUCCUUUGCCCAAAUCCUUCUCAUCUUCCACUCGCCCUUCUGUGGCCCCAAUGUGAUCGACCACUAUUUCUGUGACCUGCUUCCUCUGCUCAAACUUGCCUGCUCUGACACCUUCCUCCUUGGUCUUCUGAUGGUUGCCAAUGGGGGGUCUUUGUCUGUGGUCAGCUUUGUGGUCCUCUUAAUCUCCUAUGUGGUCAUCUUGGUCCAUUUGAGGUCUCGAAGCUCUGAGGGGCGGCGCAAGGCUCUCUCCACUUGCGGGUCCCAUAUCACCGUGGUUUCCUUGUUCUUUGGGCCCUGCAUCUUCAUCUAUCUGAGACCUUCUACGACUCUGUCUGUGGACAAGAUGGUGGCCGUGUUCUACACAGUGAUCACUCCACUCCUCAACCCUGUCAUCUACUCCCUGAGAAAUGCAGAAAUGAAGAAGGCCGUGAAGAGGCUGUGGAUCAGGACAAUGAAUCUAGAUGAGAAAUAGAGGCCAAGUCUUGGUAUUGAUCCCUGGGUUUAGAAUGAUGCUGAGUCCAAACUGAUGGGGCAGAAUGGGAUGGAGAAAAGUUCACAUUACUUGUUAGUUCUAAAGUUAUUUUAACUGGUUCCCAUCUUCAAAAACUUUGUUCUAAUCACUUGUAAAAUUUUUCCUCUUAUGGGUGUACUAUGCCUUAAUUAACCAUUUUCUGUUAGAUGUUUAGGUCAUUUCUAUUUUUUUACUACUAUAAGUAAGUCUGUGGUGAGAUUCUUGAAUAGAAGAAACCUUUUGCUUCUGAUUUUCUUUCAGACUCACUUGCUACAGUAAAUUUACUAUUUUAAAAUCUAUAAUGACUUUAUGAAUAGUGUUAAAUUUAUUCUUAUAAAAGUUGUAAUAAUUCACCUUCCUUUUGAAAAUGCUCUUGACAGAAUUGAACAGUCAUUAAAAUUUUCUUGAUGAGAAAUGAGAUUUGGCAUAGUCUCAAAAUAUCUUCCCACAAGAUGCUUAUUAAUUGUGAGAGGAAAAAUAUAAGUCUACAAUGGAGAAACAUGGAAGACACUUCCUUAAACAGUUACUCAAAGUCAACAUCGUCAAUAUUGAGACUGGAGAGGCAUGCAAUACUCUGAUAUUCUUACCCAAAAUACAUAACCUGAGUCUAAUAAUGACAAGAUAUCAGGCAAACCUCAAUUGAAGAACAUGCUGCAAAAUUACUAGCUUGCAUUCUUCAAAAGUAGCAAGACAAAGAAAUUGAAGAACUUUUCCAGAUUACAGAUAGAUGAUAACUAAAUGCAACCUGUGAUCCUUGAUUAGAUCCCAUACUAGAUGAAGGUCAUUAGUGGGUGAAAACACUGAGAUGAGAUAAUAGCAUUGUGGCAAAGUUAAUUUCCCGAUGUUGAUAAUUCUAGUGUGUUUAUGUCAGAGAAUGUCCUUGGAUUAAGGAAUUAUUUACUAAGGUAUUUAAAUGUAAAUGAUGAUGAUGUCAUCAAAUUUCAAACCUUUUAAUUAAAAAUUCUAUCUACCUCUCUAUCCAUUUGUCAACUGAGAGAAUGAAUAAUAAAGAAAAUGUGGUAAAAUAUUAAUAUUUCGGAAAUUUGGAUUAAAGGUAUACAAGAAUUCUUUGUAUUAUUAUUACAACGCUUUUGUAAGUCAGAAAUUAUUUUGAAAUAUAAAGUUAAAAUAUUUUACAAGUUACAUAGACAUGUUUAAUUUGCAUUUUUUGUGAGUGAGGAGGGUUUUAAUGUUCAAUUAGCUUUGAGUCUUAUAUGCAAAGUUUUCAAUGUUCAAACCUUUAUAUUUCUGCACAGUAAAAUCUAUCAGUUUUUUCUUUGAUUCUGCCACGUAUCUGUGUUUAGAUUAUUUUGCGUGAUUAGUUAAAUUUAUAUUUUCUUUUAAAAAUACUUAAAUUUUUAAUUUAAUUUUGUGC